Messenger RNA from Diaporthe amygdali, 939 nucleotides. Its product is annotated as pectate lyase b. NCBI's taxonomy places the organism in Eukaryota, Fungi, Ascomycota, Sordariomycetes, Diaporthales, Diaporthaceae. The record is from RefSeq and is a predicted model, not a curated record. The transcript has 5 exons. Gene Ontology annotation, molecular function: pectate lyase activity. Bases 1 to 939 code for a protein of 312 amino acids.
AUGCGCGGUUUCUCUGUCCUCGCUCUUGCACCGGCCGCUCUAGGCGCGCCGAAUGUUCCCCGUGCCGCACCCGUCGAUGCUCUCGUUGGAUACGGCGCCGCAGCUACUGGUGGCGGCAGUGGUAGUGGAACGACGGUGACAUCUUGCUCAGCUUUCACCACAGCUGCCGAAGCUGGCGGUGUUAUCAAGAUCUCCGGUGUCCUGGAUGGUUGUGGAAUUGUCGACCUCGUAUCUGAUACCUCAGUCAUUGGCGUUGGGGCCAAGUCUGGCUUGACGAACGGGGGUAUUCGUGUUAAGAGGGCAGACAACGUGAUUCUCAGGAACUUGUACUUGCAUCAGGCACCGAGCAAGAAGGACCUGGUAGAGCUUCAAUACUCUACCAACGUCUGGAUCGACCACAACGACUUCUCGUCGCUCGGAAUUACUGGCGACAAGGAUACCUACGAUGGAUUGCUGGACAUUACUCAUGGCUCUGACCAAGUCACUGUGUCAUGGAACAAGUUCCACGAUCAUUGGAAGGGUAGCCUGGUCGGACACUCUGACAACAACGCUGACGAGGACACGGGCAAGCUCCAUGUCACGUACCAUCACAACCACUUCACUAACGUCAACUCUCGUCUCCCAUCCAUCCGCUUCGGCACAGGCCACAUCUACAGCUCGUGCUACGAGAACGACCCGACCUCGGGCAUCAACUCCCGCAUGGGAGCACAGGUGUUGGCUGAGAACAACUACUUCCUGAACGUCCCUCAGGCUCUUGUGACGAACGUCGACAGCGACGAAGAUGGGUACCUGGUAAACCAGAACAAUGUGCUCGUCAACAGCACCAUUUCCAUCACCCAGGUCGGAAGCCUGACCCCGCCGUACAGCUACACGCUGGACUCCGCGGACUCUGUCUGCUCUAUUGUCAAGGCGAGUGCUGGAACCGGCAUUGUGAGUUGA